AUGAGCGCCUCAGUGAUGACGAGCGGCCUCUUUCCCAUGUCCUUUCCCGUGUCCUCUGCGCUAAUGCAGUCCGCGGUGGCGGCCCAGGAGCCAUGCCCAACUACGGACCAGGCCCCCGUCCAGAGUGGCGAGAAGGAGACUGUUGUGUGUAAGAGCCAGCAGCAUGGCGCCUCGUCCCGCCUGGUGGAAGAGCUCUUCUGGAUUGACAGCAGCAUAUUGUCCUUCUCCAAGUGGAGGCUGGGAGACAUGGUGGAGAAGUGCAUGAGCUGCAUGCAGACAGGGACCCAGAUGGUGAAGCUCCGCGGCGGCUCCAGAGGACUGGUGCGCUACUUCUACCUGGACCAACACAAGUCCUGCAUCCGUUGGCGGCCCUCGCGCAAGAACGAGAAGGCCAAGAUCUCCAUCGACUCCAUCCGAGAGGUGUGCGAGGGUAAGCAGUCUGAGAUCUUCCAGCGCUACUCUGAGGGCAGCUUUGAUCCCAACUGCUGUUUCAGCCUGUACUAUGGAGAGCGCUUGGAGUCCCUGGAUUUGGUCUCCAGUACGGGCGAGGAAGCGCGCACCUGGAUCACCGGCCUCAAGUACCUGGUGGCAGGCAUCAGCGACGAGGACAGCCUGGCCAAGAGGCAGCGCACCCGCGACCAGUGGCUGAAGCAGACGUUUGCGGAGGCGGAUAAGAAUGGCGAUGGAAGCCUGAGCAUCAGCGAGGUCUUGCACCUCCUACACAAGCUGAACGUCAACCUGCCCCGCCAGAAAGUCAAGCAGAUGUUUAAGGAGGCAGACACUGAUGACAACCAGGGCACCCUGGGCUUUGAGGAGUUUUGUUCCUUCUACAAGAUGAUGUCGACACGCCGUGACCUCUACCUGCUCAUGCUCACCUACAGCAACCACAUGGACCACCUUGACACCAGCAACCUGGCCCGCUUCCUGGAGCUGGACCAGAAGAUGACGAAGGUGACCAAAGACCAUUGCCUUGAGAUUGUGAACAAAUUUGAGCCAUGCCCCGAGAACCAGAAGCAAGGAGUUCUGGGUAUUGAUGGUUUCACCAGCUACAUGCGCAGCCCGGCGGGGGACAUCUUCAACCCAGAGCACAACGUGGUGACCCAGGACAUGUCUCAGCCGCUCUGCAACUACUUCAUCGCCUCGUCCCACAACACCUACCUGAUGGGGGACCAGCUCAUGUCCCAGUCCCGCCUCGACAUGUACGCCUGGGUGCUGCAGGCCGGCUGCCGCUGCGUGGAAGUGGACUGCUGGGACGGGCAGGACGGCGAGCCCAUCGUGCACCACGGCUAUACGCUCACCUCCAAGAUCCUCUUCAAAGACGUCAUCGAGACCAUCAACAAGUACGCCUUUGUGAAAAACGACUACCCAGUGAUCCUGUCCAUUGAGAACCACUGCAGCGUCCCCCAGCAGAAGAAGAUGGCCCAGUACCUGGUGGAGGUGAUGGGAGACAAGCUGGACCUCUCGGCCAUCAAGGCAGAUGAACGGGGCUGCCUGCCCUCCCCAGACACCCUCAAAGGGAAGAUACUCAUCAAGGGAAAGAAACUCCCAUCGAACAUUGACGAAGACAACGAAGAGGGUGACGUGACGGAUGAAGACAGUGCUGACGAGAUGGAGGACGACUGCAAACUGAUAAAUGGCGAUACGUCCAUGACCAGGAAGCAGGUGGAGAACGUGGCUAAGAAGAAGCUGGACAACCUGAUGGAGUCUAAGAUCCGUGACCAGGAGGACCCCGACAGCUUCACCAUCGCUGCUCAGCCUCCCUCGGGAAAGACCACCGACAAGUCACCCUCCAAGGGUAAAGGCAAUGAUGGUGCAGAAGUAGGGGACGAAGCCAACCCCAGCACUAACAAGCGUCUGGGUAGGACCUUCAUGGGCAGCUUCUCUAAACGCAAG
Salvelinus namaycush (lake trout) is the source of this 1893-nucleotide messenger RNA. RefSeq names its product 1-phosphatidylinositol 4,5-bisphosphate phosphodiesterase eta-2-like. The transcript is spliced from 12 exons. The annotation marks the transcript as partial. The record is from RefSeq and is a predicted model, not a curated record. Lineage: Eukaryota; Metazoa; Chordata; Actinopteri; Salmoniformes; Salmonidae. Gene Ontology annotation, biological process: lipid metabolic process; phosphatidylinositol-mediated signaling. Gene Ontology annotation, molecular function: phosphatidylinositol-4,5-bisphosphate phospholipase C activity; calcium ion binding.